AUGGUUUUCGACCAAAUGCCUAAUAAAAAUGUGGUCUCUUGGACUUCCAUUGUUACUGCAUAUGCUAAACAUGGCCUCACUUUAUCCGCUCAGAAAAUCUUUGAUAACAUGCCAGUGAAAAAUCUUUAUCUCAACAUGUGUGAUUUGAGGGUGGUGCCGGAUGAGGCUACCUUAGUUAUCAUACUCUCAGCCUGUAGCCAAAUUGGUGAUCUGGUCAUGGGAAAGAAAAUCUAUAAUUACAUAUGCAGUAACAAUUCAAUACAUGGGGUCACUCUAUAUAACUCCCUCAUGGACAUGUAUGUAAAGUGUGGUGCCCCUAGAAUUGCCUUGGAUAUCUUUUACAAGAUUCCAGAAAAGAAUACAGUGUCCUGGAAUGCUAUUAUUGGGACCCUGGCACUCCAUGGUCAUGGCUUAGAAGCUAUAGACCUCUUUGAAAAGAUGCAAGCAUGUGGAGUUCAGCCUGAUGAGAUCAUUUUCACUAGAUUGCUUUCUGCUUGUAGUCACAGUGGUCUUAUUGACUUGGGGAGACAUUAUUUUCACAAAGAGUUCUACUACACAACCACCCGCUGUUCACUCAACCUCCGCACUCCAGCCGACGAUAAGAUAAUAUCUCUUAAAGAAACCGAUGCGGAUCCAUCUGAUGAAUCAUUUGUCAAUGAUGCUCAGAUCAUUUCUCAAGACAAGAUGAUAUCUCUUAAGGAAACCGCUGCAGAUCCAUCUGAUGAAUCAUUUGUCAAUGAUGCUCAAAUCAUUUCUCAAGUUGUUGGAUCACGUUCUGGAUAUUUUAGGGGCCUAGGACGUUGCGUGAAGCCAUCAUCAACACCAUCAUCCUCUUCUCGAGGCAGAUCGAAUGAUGACAAGACUAAUUGGAGGAAGCAACACUUGAGAUAG
Messenger RNA from Juglans regia (Persian walnut), 891 nucleotides. RefSeq names its product pentatricopeptide repeat-containing protein At5g56310-like. The transcript has 3 exons. The record is from RefSeq and is a predicted model, not a curated record. Gene Ontology annotation, biological process: RNA modification. NCBI's taxonomy places the organism in Eukaryota, Viridiplantae, Streptophyta, Magnoliopsida, Fagales, Juglandaceae. Gene Ontology annotation, molecular function: RNA binding; protein binding. Bases 1 to 891 code for a protein of 296 amino acids.